AUGUUUGAAAACACUGAAGGAUGGUGUACAAGUAUGGCAAUUUAUGUAUUGCCCAAAACGUAUCUUCAUACCCCUAGUCAUUGCAACUUUUUAAAAAUCGAAAAUCCGUUAAAUAUAUGUUGCUAUAUGUUACAUAUGAAACAGGUUUUUCCACUUGAUAAAGUAGAAAAGCUGUAUGAGUCAUUAAUGAUCUCUUGGAAGAUCACUCAAAAAAAAUUAGAUGAGAGGGAAAUGAUUCAUGUUGAUAUAAUUUAA
Molecule: messenger RNA, 255 nt
Organism: Clunio marinus
Lineage: Eukaryota; Metazoa; Arthropoda; Insecta; Diptera; Chironomidae
Source: the annotation of a GenBank genome assembly